GGGAGACCAGAUAUAGUGAAUGCAGGGUCCAGGGAGACCGGAUAUAGUGAAUGCAGGCUCCAGGGAGACCGGGAUAUAGUGAAUGCAGGGUCCGGGGAGACCGGAUAUAGUGAAUGCAGAGUCCAGGGAGACCGGAUAUAGUGAAUGCAGGGUCCGGGGAGACCUGAUAUAGUGAAUGCAGGGUCCGGGGAGACCGGGUAUAUCGUGAAUGCAGGGUCCAGGGAGAGCGGAUAUAGUGAAUGCAGGGGUCCGGGGAGACCAGAUAUAGUGAAUGCAGGGUCCAGGGAGACCAGAUAUAGUGAAUGCAGGGUCCGGGGA
Messenger RNA from Staurois parvus, 318 nucleotides. Lineage: Eukaryota; Metazoa; Chordata; Amphibia; Anura; Ranidae. The record is from the annotation of a GenBank genome assembly.